UGUGCUGGAAUCUGACACAUUCAUGUGCAUUAUUAUCAGUAGUGUGUUAACUGACUAGUGCUGCAGUGCUAGUUAGUGCUCAGACUCAGUACGUGAUGGGUCUCUCUGUUCUGACUGUGGUUUGUUUCUCUUUAGGCCUCACAGCAGCUGCUUCUCCGUCCGAGCUGAAGCACAGCGGCUGUAUUAAAGUGAAUCGGUGUAAAUGUCUGAUGCGGGACGGGUCAGGCCUCAUCGAUCUGGUCUCAGUGGCGGACGACGAUGGGUUCAUCCAGCGACUCAAACCCCUGCCAUCAGCGGUGGGAAACACAGAUGUGCUGCUGUCCUUCAGCCCGUGUCUGCCCUUCUCACAGCCCGAGGACUUCAGCAUCAGCGACUGCAUCGAUGUGGCUGAUUGUGUCAAUAUACGGAUUCAUCAGGACAACAGGGUCAUCAAUCAGUACGUGAACUAUGGCAGACAUGAGGGCAAUAAAUUCAGCUAUAAUGAAUCAAAGAAAACUCUCACGGUGUCUUACUCUGUGUUUCCUGACAGCGAGCCUCAAACUGUGGUUCAUUACCAGUGCAGCCCGAAUCACUCCAUCACUCACAGCCAGAGCUUCAGUGCAGACAGACCCCUGCAGAUUUGGGUGGAGAGUCCCUGUGUGUGUCCGAACGCAUGUGAGCUGGUGGACGUGGGCCCUGGGACCAUCUUCCUCAUCAUCCUCUGCCUCAGUGUGACCGCUUACUUCAUCAUAGGAUCAUGUGCACUUCGGCCGUUCAGGACUAGUAAUGGUGUUCAGAUUGCUCCAGAAGACAGUGUUUGGUGCAUGAUCUGCUAUCAGCUCAGCGAGCGGCCAGACGACUGCAGGCGGAAGAGGAACUACUCGCUGACCGACACGCUGUGAACAUUACAUCAAUCUCUAGUUCAUAAACUCCAAAUGCAUAUGUUACGAAACCCACCCUUAAAUAAACCCUCCCCAGUACAACUCAUGCUUGUUUAAAUAGAAAUCCCCAAGAUUUAUUGAUGGCUUCACAAAGUAUGUCACACACAGGACGCUUUACUC
Carassius carassius (crucian carp) is the source of this 1040-nucleotide messenger RNA. RefSeq lists its product as uncharacterized. NCBI's taxonomy places the organism in Eukaryota, Metazoa, Chordata, Actinopteri, Cypriniformes, Cyprinidae. The coding region runs from base 96 to 881 and encodes 261 amino acids. The record is from RefSeq and is a predicted model, not a curated record. The transcript has 4 exons. Gene Ontology annotation, cellular component: trans-Golgi network.